GCCGCCCCCGUGUUUUCUUCGAUAUCCAGAUCGGUAAACAGAAGACCGGUCGCAUUGCUUUUGAACUGGUAAGUUCACCAUCCUUCUUGUGCGGCAUUUACAUGUCGUGUUUUAUGCAGCCUUGCUAACUACCCCGCCUGUGCAGUUCAACGAUGGUACCGUGCAGACUCCCCUGUAGAGGAAUUACGCGCAGAUUCCUAACCAUGGGCAAAUAAUAGUCGUUCCUAAGACUGCGGAGAACUUCCGGGCUCUGUGCACUGGCGAAAAGGGCAUGGGCAAGCAGGGCAAGCCAUUGCACUUCAAAGGCUCCAUCUUCCACCGUGUCAUUAAGCAGUUCAUGAUUCAGGGUGGUGACUUCACCGCGUUCAACGGCACGGGCGGCGAGUCGAUCUAUGGCGAGAAAUUCCCUGACGAGAACUUCGACCUCAAGCAUGACCGUCCCUUCCUUCUCUCCAUGGCCAACUCCGGCCCCGGCACCAACGGCAGUCAGUUCUUCAUCACAACCGUGCCCACCCCCCACCUGGAUGGCAAGCACGUCGUCUUCGGUGAGGUGAUCAACGGCAAGAGCGUUGUCCGCAAGGUCGAGAACAUGUCUACCCAGGCCGACAAGCCCACCACCGACGUCACUAUUGUCGACUGCGGAGAGCUUACCGGCGACGAGUACGAAAACGCUGAUAAGCAGAUCCCCGACGCGACUGGCGAUCCUUAUGAGGACUUCCCCGAUGACCACCAGGGAGAGGAGCUGAGCGCCCCUGUCUGCUUCAAGAUUGCGACCGAGCUCAAGAACUUUGGAAACACCGCUUUCAAGAGCGGAAACUUGACCCUCGGUCUCGAGAAAUACCAGAAGGGUCUGCGUUAUCUCAACGAGUUCCCCGAGCCCGAUGAGCAGGACCCCAAGGAUCUGGACCCCCAGAUGAAGGCGCUCCGCUUCACUCUGCACUCGAACUCAUCUCUGCUUGCUAACAAGCUUGGUCAGUUCAAGAAUGGCCAGACCUGGGCUACUUAUGCUCUCGAAACUGCUGCUGCUGCAAACGCCAAGGAUGCCGACAAGGCCAAGGCUUACUACCGCCGCGCGGUGGCCUACAGCGGUCUGAAGGAGGAGGAUGAGGCUCUCAAGGAUCUCCAGGAGGCUUCUCAGCUGGCUCCUGGUGAUGCUGGCAUUACCAACGAGAUUGCCCGGGUCAAGAAGGCCGUCAAGGACCGCCAGGCUCGCGAGAGGGCUACCGCUCAGAAGUUCUUCUCGUGAAGAGACCAACGUCAUGAUUCAUGAUUGCAUGAUUUAAUUUUCCCGUUUCUUAAAAUCCCCGGCCUUGGGUGAAAAGUGAGAACUAAGUCUAAUCUCUCUUACAACCAUUGCAUUGGAUUGGUGCACAAUAGGAAUUCUUUCAAAGACCUUUACUCAUCCUCAGCGGCUAUGCAACGACGUACGGGCUUUGCGCUUCGCUUCGAGUUGGCUUCUAGGCUAUGCGGUUCAGCAGACCAGAGCACUCUGUACAAUAGAAAGCAAUCGAGUCCCGCAGGUAAAGUAGCGUUAUGCGCUACGAAACCAGGUCGAUGAACGUAUCUUUCAUCUAUACUUUUGAGAAUCGUAGGCUUCUUACGGUCCGUGGCCGUGAUCCAUUACUAGUACAGUAGUAACAACUUCCUUGCCUGCCAGAUCUUG
Messenger RNA from Aspergillus neoniger CBS 115656, 1663 nucleotides. RefSeq lists its product as uncharacterized. The transcript has 2 exons. Gene Ontology annotation, cellular component: intracellular membrane-bounded organelle. Gene Ontology annotation, molecular function: peptidyl-prolyl cis-trans isomerase activity; protein binding. The record is from RefSeq and is a predicted model, not a curated record. Lineage: Eukaryota; Fungi; Ascomycota; Eurotiomycetes; Eurotiales; Aspergillaceae. Bases 272 to 1246 code for a protein of 324 amino acids. Gene Ontology annotation, biological process: protein peptidyl-prolyl isomerization; protein folding.